Bombina bombina (fire-bellied toad) is the source of this 1485-nucleotide messenger RNA. Its product is annotated as gastrula zinc finger protein XlCGF26.1-like. NCBI's taxonomy places the organism in Eukaryota, Metazoa, Chordata, Amphibia, Anura, Bombinatoridae. Bases 1 to 1431 code for a protein of 476 amino acids. The transcript has 2 exons. Gene Ontology annotation, molecular function: RNA polymerase II cis-regulatory region sequence-specific DNA binding; DNA-binding transcription factor activity, RNA polymerase II-specific. The record is from RefSeq and is a predicted model, not a curated record. Gene Ontology annotation, biological process: regulation of transcription by RNA polymerase II.
AUGGAGACCAUCAAGACACUUGAAACAAACAGUCAGCUAACCAUUAGACCAGCUGACAAAGGAGGAGGGAUUGUAAUCCUCAAUAGAGAUGAUUACACUAAGGAAAAUGAACGACUACUCAGUGACCGAUCAACGUACGAGAAACUCCUUAACAAUCCUGGUAUCACAUUCCAGAAGGAAUUAAAAAACCUGCUAGAGGAAGCCAAAAUAAAAGGAAUACUGAAUGAGAGAAUUCCAAUAUGUGAAUUUACAAACUGCAGUAAUCCUAGUCAUGGGGAAAAUACAGAUACAUGUUAUAAACGUCAAAAUCAAAGAAGCCACAUCGGAAAUUUAUGUUCUGAAUAUGGGAUAUGUUUUACCAAGAAAACAAAUCUUUUACAUCAGAAUCUUCAUACAGAAGAGAAAGCAUUCUCAUGUACUGAAUGUGGGAAAUGUUUUACUGCUCAAUCAACUCUUAAUAGGCAUAAAAAAAUUCAUACCGGAGAGAAAGCAUUUUUAUGUUCUGAAUGUGGGAAAUGUUUUGCUCGGAAAACACAUCUUAUCACGCAUCAGAAAAUUCAUACAGGAGAGAAAGCAUUUUCAUGUUCUGAAUGUGGGAAAUGUUUUAUUCAUAAAUCAGCUCUUAAUAGGCACCAGAAAAUUCAUACAGGAGAUAAAGAAUUUUUAUGUUCUGAAUGUGGGAUAUAUUUUAUUGAUAGAUCAACGCUUGAUAAGCACCAGAAACAUCAAACAGGAGAGAAAGCAUUUUCAUGUUCUGAAUGUGGAAAAUGUUUUAUUCAUAAAUCGGCUCUUAAUAAGCACCAGAAAAUUCAUACAGGAGAGAAAGCAAUUUCAUGUUCUGAAUGUGGGAAAUGUUUUUUUGGUAAAUCAGCUCUUAAUAGGCACCAGAAAAUUCAUACAGGAGAGAAAGCAUUUUCAUGUUCUGAAUGUGGGAAAUGUUUUGUUCAGAAAACAUAUUUUGUUAUGCACCAGAAAAUUCAUACAGGAGAGAAAGGAUUUUCAUGUUCUGAAUGUGGGAAAUGUUUUGCUCGGAAAUCAUAUUUAGUUAAGCACCAGAAAAUUCAUACAGGAGAGAAAGCAUUUUCAUGUUCUGAAUGUGGGAAAUGUUUUAUUGAUAAAUCAAAUCUUAAUAUGCACCAAAAAAUUCAUACAGGAGAGAAAGUAUUUUCAUGUUCUGAAUGUGGGAAAUGUUUUGUUUGGAAACGAAGUCUUGUUUUGCAUCAGAGAAUUCAUACUGGAGUAAAAGCAUUCUCAUGUACUGAAUGUGGGAAAUGUUUUACUGAUCAAUCAACUCUUAUUAGGCAUAAAAAAAUUCAUACCGGAGAGAAAGCAUUUUUAUGUUCUGAAUGUGGGAAAUGUUUUGCUCGGAAAACACAUCUUAUCACGCAUCAGAAAAUUCAUACAGGAGAGAAAGAAUUUUCAUGUUCUUAAUGUGAGAAAUGUUUUUAUUGAUAAAUCAACUCUUAUUAUGCAUCAGAAAAUUCA